GGGCUGUGUGUCUGUGUGUGUGUGUGUGUGUGUGUGGCACAUAUUACUGAAAUGUUGACACCUCAUGGAAAGGACUUACCUUUGUCUUAAUACUAUCAGAAAGACGAUGCAUAAACUUGUUUGAAGGUCAGUUAGCAGCAUUUAAAUGAAGUUUGGCAAUUAGCACUGGGGUUUUUUAAGCCAACGACUACCAGCAGAGUUUCUAAAGAGCCAAAUCCCUGUCUGCGGCUGCAGCGGUGAUAAAACAAACAUGUACGUUGUAUAUGCGACCUACACGACCCACCAUUGUACCAAUUUUUUCAGCUGCGAUUUGGUUAUCCACCGUUAGAGUGCAUGAGGUGUUGAAGUUAAUUUGUCCACCGCAUCUACUUUAUAAGUAUGUGGUUUGAGUUGAGACGUGGUGGUAUUUGUGUUUGUGUAUUCGUGGACUUAGAGCAAAGUCGGCUAGUUUCCCGGACACAGGUCAUUGCCACGUUCACGUCGUGACUGUAAUUUUGACCGAAUAACCAAGCAGAAGAAAAUCUUUCACAUCAGCUCUAGUUGUGAUUUCGAAUCAGAGACGAUGGGAACGUCCGACAUUCCGCCACAUCCACACAGCGAAAGCAACUGAGAGUCAUCAAGCUUCGGCAAAAUGGCUGCAAAAAGCCACCUUCACUGGCAGUUACAUCUCAAUAAAAUUCCAUAUUUAGCUAAUCGCAGCUUGUUAGCUUGCGGGCCAUAAAGCUACGUAUGCUAUGCCUACUUGUUUACACAGCUGAUCGGAAAACUAGUCAACGUAGUUAAAUACAUAAAAUACAUUUAGCAUGGGGGGGGCGUUGUAGCAGAGGCUGUUUGAAUAAAUUAGUCUGCCGGACAGUUUGCAAGGGAACAAAGCCAAAACCAAGACUGUUGGUACAGCUCAGCUGUGCUGAAGCUACAACUCUUGACAGUUUGUCGUGGCCAUGGCUUCGGCAGCUCUAGAGCUGAUGGGCUUCUUCCUGGGCCUGCUGGGGAUGCUGGGUACCCUGGUCGCCACAGUGCUACCGUACUGGCAGAUUUCUGCCCACAUUGGCUCCAACAUCGUCACGGCCGUGGCCAACAUGAGGGGCCUGUGGAUGGAGUGCGUCUAUCAGAGCACGGGGGCUUUCCAGUGCGAGACCUACAACUCCAUGUUGGCCCUUCCCUCCGACCUGCAGGCCUCCCGUGCCCUCAUGGUCAUCUCCAUAGUGUUGUCUAUCCUUGCAAUUGCCGUGGCAGCCCUGGGGAUGCAGUGCACUCUUUGCUUGGAGGGCACAGGUGCAGUUAAGAGUCGCGUGGCCGGUGCCGGCGGCGGCCUAUUCCUCACUGCGGGCUUUCUGGCACUCAUACCUGUGGCAUGGACCACGCACGAGGUGGUCCAGACCUUCUACAGACCAAACGUACCUGCCAGCAUGAAAUUUGAGCUGGGGGAGUGCCUAUAUGUCGGCCUGGCCUCGGCGCUCAUCUCCAUGCUGGGAGGGGGGUUGCUGUGUGUGUCGUGCUACGAGGAGCAGGAUGGCGGCCGCGGGAGACGGCACGGCGGAGGGUAUCCGUAUCCAGUGGGGGGCGGCAUGCCCGGCGUAGGGGCACGGACAACCUCACAGAUCUACCGCAACCCCACCCUGCAGGUGGGGGGCGUCAACACAUCCAGCAGGGGGCAGACACUGGUACGCAGUACCAGCGACAGCUCCCACUCGGGUACACAUGCAGUCCAGGGAGUCAAGAAGCCCACUGCGGCAGGAUACGACAUCACAGGAUAUGUCUGAGGCUACUGCCACUCCAUCACACCUUUACAUAUCGCUCUCCGACAACUUACAUUCAAUGAAAUGUAUUUAUGUAGUGUAUUUAAUCCAAUGUUGUCAUUACAUAGCUGAUGGAGCAACAAGCUGUUGCCUCUUCAUGUUCUGCAAUCUGUGGUGGAUCUGCUUGUUUUAGCAUUUUCAAACGCUUGUGAAAUUAAGAGAAACUGUGGCGUUUCGGAGGAGGCCAGUUUAAAGUGUCUGCGGAAAGAAACGAUAACAUCCACUACACAACCCGACCGCAAGAACUAUUAUCUACAAUUAUCUCUCUGUAUCUGUUCUGAAGACUUUGUGCCUUUAAAAAUGUGCAGGAUGUCACUCAUUUGUAGAAAAGUCAUAAAGUGUCGACCACACAAACACAGAUGUGUCGCAGAUGACUAAAAACUAAACAACCCUUUUAUUCACUUCGUUUUGUUGUUGUUUUUUUGUAAACACUCUGGUAACUAACCUUCCCAGUGGCUUUCAGCAUGAAAGCUAAAGCCAGGCCUGACAUUUCUAAUCUGAACCCCGGCGAUCGCCUCUCACAGUGGGCCGGCUGUGUCGGCCGAAACUCAGACUGCUCCACUGGUAGUCAGUUAGUCCACCGGACCGUCCGCAUCAAGUGUGACCAGACCUAAAUGCAACGCAGUCUCCCUGAGAGUAAUUCAGAGAAGUUCCCAAAGCUUUUAAGUGUCAGUGUGCUUUAAUAUCACAGAGUGAAAAAGGGUGUUGCGCCUGUUUGGAUCGCAGGCUGCCGUCUGUAAAAAGCGGUGUAGAGGUCUGUUUGACCUUUUCUCUUUUCUGCCAGUCUGAGGAUCUUCAGCACAUGCACCUUAAAACACGGAUGGAUACAGCGACUUGAUGCAAAGCGCGACCUCCCUUGCCACGGGACAUUUACACCUCUCACUUGAGGUCCAGGCAUCACCCCUUCUUCUUUGGUCCUCUUUGGGUCAUUCCCACUCAGCUAAAAGUUCUCGAUGUUUUUUGCGCCACAUCCCUGAUGAUUAUCGUGGAUUUAUUUCUGGUACAUUGAAAAACCUUCUGUCGGCUGAUUUAAACAAAGCUUCAAAAGUGUUUUUUUGGUUUAUUUUUUACUUGGAAAUAAAACUAAACAUUUCCUACAUGCCAUUUGUUGAACGCUUUUUUCCUUUUUUCUUUUUUUUCAUACAACUUGUUCAGCACCACGAAUGGUUAGGCAUGCGCCAUAGCACAUCACGGCAGCGGAUAUUUUGAGCUGACAUAGCAGCGAAAGCGCAGGUGGAACCAAUAUCUAAUCGAUGUCCGUGCUGCUGCAUUUAGGUGUCCCGAUAGGCCAUGACGGUGAUUCAGUACCAGCCAUUAUUGGUAUUAUUAGCCACGCCUGUGUUUGACAAGGUUUUGAUUUGUUUUCUUUUGGGUGGAAUUGGUCUUUUAUCUAAUGACUGCUCUGAAUUUCCUACAAAUCCAAGUUUAAAGUAUAGAGGUAGAACAACUGCCACGUAAAGGCCUUUUUAUGAGGCACUUGUUAAAAGACCAUGACUGUUGGUGUUACAGGAAACUUUUGACCGGUGUUUUUUACAGUCCACAAUGGGGAGAAAGAUCAGGGCCCUGAACUGAAGGCAAACAGAGGAUCAACACAAACAAACCUAAACAAACAAAGCCACUACUUUACUCCAGUCGAUAUGCAGCUUAGCUCGGACCAACAGGCACAUGCUAACUGGGUCAGCUUACAGUCGCAAAACUGUGAUAACGCUUGAGGCUUGGACGGUUGCCCUUUAAACAUACAAGUACAUUAGGUGAUGACUGGAUCUCGACCCUCUUUGAACCGCCGUACUUGAAUUAGUGCGGGUCUUCAUUUGGGUCUGUUCCAACGAGAGGACUUGAGAGCAGGUCCCAGUGUAGGAUGAAGUGCGAAGAUGCAACGCAGUCCGUGCUGUCUUAUAAUAAACGGCAUUUCUUUAGCUACUGGUGGGUUCCGUUCAGGUUUGAGUAUACACAGCGCCCUGUGGUCAGGUGGGAUACAGUCCAUCAGACCCAUGAGGAUUUCUUCUCCUCGUGUUGGGAAACGCAAAAUGCCACAGACCACGGCUCCUGGGGGUCGAGCCCAGACCGAAACUGGAGUCUGGGACGUUCAGGAAGUGAACCGGUUCAACCGACACACUUUCGACCGAGAGAGCACCAGAGAUAAGCGGACCAGGGACACAUGCACGCCGAGGCUGUGAUAAAGACCAAGCGCGGUCUGAAAAAACAUACGGUGGAUGCUCCUGAGCACUUUGUGUGUCACAGAUACAGGGUGUACAACCGGCAGCGCCGAGUGAACAGUCCCUGUUUCCUGGUGCACUGGGGAUAUCUAGGGAGAAAAUAAAAUAAUGCAUAAAAAAAACCCACCGAAUUGAAUAAGACUGUAGUGAUGAAUUAACCACAACCAUCAUCUUAAAUUAAAUACUAGUUGUCAGCAUGAGUUUUUGAAGGAAACCUGGAUCACCCAUUAAAAAACGAAAUAAUUGUAUUUAUCAAGGAAAAUGAUCACAAAAAGAAGUCAAAAACCAACCACCCGCUACUGACGGGACGGUUAACAGUUUAACCUUGGACGGAAACGGACCGGCGCAUCCAGAGACGGACUGCCCUGGCAGUUUGUGGGAAACACAGUUCAGGAUCUGAGAACGGAGAGCUAACAGCAGCACCCUACCGCAACUGAACUCAUGCACUGGGGAUACCAGUUGAAGGGGGGCACUGGUGCGCUGGUGAACUUCGCCGGCCAGACGACAUAAAUUACCGGCCAAGUUCGAAGCAAAGCAGACCGCCUUCAAACUGGGGCGCAAAUAUGAAUCCUGGGGAGAAAAGUUCCACAAAAAAAAAGGA
Messenger RNA from Xiphias gladius (swordfish), 4616 nucleotides. RefSeq names its product claudin 2 (gene cldn2). Gene Ontology annotation, cellular component: bicellular tight junction; plasma membrane. Gene Ontology annotation, biological process: cell adhesion; bicellular tight junction assembly. The record is from RefSeq and is a predicted model, not a curated record. The transcript has 2 exons. Bases 942 to 1763 code for a protein of 273 amino acids. Lineage: Eukaryota; Metazoa; Chordata; Actinopteri; Istiophoriformes; Xiphiidae. Gene Ontology annotation, molecular function: structural molecule activity.